GCUUGUUGUCUUCUUUAUUAGUACAAGCCUGAUGGUGCUCCGUGUCCAUGAUAGAAGUUGCUUGAUUGUCAUUUUGCCAUAUUGUGAGCAGAUGAAAGGGCAACCAGGUUCAGGAUACAUGGAUGGCUCUCUCCUGUUUGAUGAGAUCUUCUUGCUAUCGAAAUUGGUUUCACUCAAUCUCUCUUAUAAUUAUGAUUUGCUUCCUGAUGACAUAAAGUUUCAAAUGCUUGUGCAUAACUUAACAGAAUUGAGGUUUCUUAUCCUUGAUUCUGUGAAUAUGUCUCUGGUUCUGCCUUCUUCCUUGCUAAACUUGACUUCUUCCUUGGAGCAUUUGAGCCUUAGCUUUUGUAGUUUGCAAGGAAACUUUCCAAGCCAAGUUUUUCCGCUAACGAAAUUGGUUUCACUUGAUCUCUCUGUUAAUUAUGAUUUGCUUCUUGACAACAUAAAGUUUCAAAUGCUUGUGCAUAACUUAACAGAAUUAAGGUUUCUUAUCCUUGAUUCUGUGAAUAUGUCUCUGGUUGUGCCUUCUUCCUUGCUAAACUUGACUUCUUCCUUGGAGCAUUUGAGCCUUAGCUUUUGUAAUUUGCAAGGAAACUUUCCAAACCGAAGUAGUACCCUCGAGUAUUUGAAUCUUGCAAACACAAACUUCUCAGGAGAGUUGCCUCAUUCAAUCGGAAAUCUUAAACUCCUAAAGGAAUUGAAUCUUCAUAGUUGCCAAUUUUAUGGAUCAAUUCCUAGAUCUCUUGCAAAUCUUACAGAGAUAACUCAACUAGAUUUUUCUUCCAACCAUAUGCGAGGGCAAAUACCAGAUGUUUUUGGAAAAAUACACAAGCUAACUGAUUUGAGCUUAGAUGCAAACAAUUUUGGUGGUGAAAUUCUUGCAUCAAUCUUCAACCUCACCCAUCUUACUUUUUUGUCACUAUCAUCAAAUAAGCUAUUAGGUCGUGUAGCAUCUUGGUUGUUUUCUCUACCUUCUUUAUACUAUUUAGACCUCCAAAACAACCGCCUUACUAGACAUAUUGAUCAUAUUGAGAAGCCCAAUCUCAUUUUAGAAGUAGUUUGUUUGUCCAAUAAUGAGAUAAGUGGUUCCAUUCCUAGCUCCUUCUUUGAUCUUGUGCAUCUUAUUGUAGCCAACCUUUCUUCAAAUAACUUAACUGGCACCAUUACACCCGACAUGCUUUCAAAGUUUGUAGACCUUGAGGAUCUUGAUCUUUCCAAUAAUAGUUUGCUAUCUUUGAGCAAUAAUGGCACUGCUGUCAACUAUUCCUUUCUAAACCUUGGGUAUUUUAUAUUCUCUUCUUGCAACAUACACAAGUUCCCCAGUUUCUUAAGGAAGGCAGAGAAAUUGUACAAAUUGGAUAUUUCCAAGAACAAGAUUUCUGAUUUAUUUGGUUUUGGAAAUCUUGAAAUUGUUGACCUCGGAUCCAACUUACUACAAGGAUCACUUCCCAUUCUAUCAACAACUUGGGAUUCUAUGCAACAACUCCUCAUUUCAGGGAAUAAUUUGACUGGCGAAAUCCCUUCUUCUUAUUGUAAUUUUACUUCUCUUGAAGUUCUAGUCUUAGCUAAUAAUAGGUUGGGAGGAAAAAUUCCAGAAUGUCUUAGAAACUUGAGUGCUCUUAACAUCUUAGAUCUGCGGAUGAAUAAGUUCCAUGGUAUGAGAGAUAUAGCUCCAGAUGAUAAAGUCAAAUUGGAAUACAUUGAUUACUAUAUGGGAUGUUUAAGAGAUGGAAGUUGCCGUUAUAUUUAUAAGGAUUCCGUGAAGGUAGUAAUGAAAGGGUUAGUGGUGGAUCUUGUAAGGAUCUUGAAAAUUUUCACAACUAUGGAUUUCUCGAGCAAUCGAUUUCAUGGACAGAUUCUCGAAGAGCUGGGAGAACUCAAUUCACUUUUAUUGCUAAACUUAUCUCAUAAUAGUCUUAAUGGUCAAAUCCCAUCAUCAUUGGGGAAAUUAGCAAAACUGGAGUCAUUAGAUCUCUCAUCAAACAAGCUUGAAGGCAAGAUUCCAGAGCAAUUGACAAAGCUGACGUUCCUAUUUGUUUUGAAUCUUUCACACAAUGAAGGAUCACCCUGGAAAUGUGAUGCAAACUGCUUGUUCAUGGAGAUGUUAGUCAGUAGAGAUUGCCCAUGUCAAGUUCCUCUUACUAUUAACCAACAGAGUGACCAUUGCCUCUAUCUAGCUAGUCAUGCAUGGAUGCAUCUUGGAAAGGAAUUCUUGAGGUUUGACGCCACGAAUCGCACAACUUUGAGUGGGUUCCACCUAGUUGUGCAUUUCAUUUGGUAACCAAUGUCUUUUUGCCCACAUGAGACCGUCUGGUUGUACCUAACUAGAAAUUAAAAUUAUUGUAAUGCUAAAGCUACUUGUGACAACUAAUAGUUGUUUAUAAUCUAGUUUUUUGUGAGAACCAUAAUUAACAAAAACUAGCAUGAGAAACCUCUAAUGAAUGUGAUGGAAAAGGAUUCUUAUGAUUUAUAAACAUUUUAUUGGUUA
Messenger RNA from Rubroshorea leprosula, 2488 nucleotides. The record is from the annotation of a GenBank genome assembly. Lineage: Eukaryota; Viridiplantae; Streptophyta; Magnoliopsida; Malvales; Dipterocarpaceae.